AUGCUCGUGAGUGGUCCUACGACAGAGUACCAGCGGAUCAACCUCGCCAAGCUGGAGGCCAACUACGCCAGUCACAAGCGAGAGCCUCUGGGUAAAACUUUCUCGCGAGGCCACAAACUCCCGGCACACAUGCAGAGACCCGAGUUCGCGUUCGGCAUGAGCGGGACCUUUUGCGAGUCGGCCAAGGAGCUGCUGUAUCCGUCGACGUCAGCUCGUCUGCUAAACAGUCGGGAGGACGAAGCGCUCUACAGGCGAUCGCACGGAUCUGUCGCCCCCGGAGAGCAAAAGAACCGCAACUAUCGGUGGGAAUCAGCAAACAUCAACCCGGCGAAGCAUCGAUUUGGCGUGAAACCUGCUGGAAGUACCGGUCGUGAAGGAGGCGAGGUGGCUGUCAUCUUAAACCCGGAGAUGAACGAGAGCGUCAUCCCACCUGCCGUCGCACCUCAGCACCUUGAAGAUCGGAGAACGCUCUACGAUCACCUCGGCAAGCCUCGACACUUAGGUGCAGCCGAUACUGACAACGUGCCCAGCAAUCACGUCUUCGGUAUUACGACGCAGGAUAGCGACUCCGCUUGGCAGUGCAUCCAAGGCGAGUACUCGCCUGAAGAGCAGCAACCUGAUCCGGACCUUGGCCGUGCAGUAAAUCACGGGUGGCGGAACGCUACUGCAGACGCUCGACUGUUUGGCGUGCCGACCAUCCGCAGCGAUAUUCCAGCACCAGCACGAAGGUCGAUCGCAGACGGACAGAACUAUGGAGACGAUGUCAACGCGCAGGCACUGCUGUAUCCGGAGGAGUUUGCUUCAAGUGGAGUAACAAACGCCGAGUUCGCAGAGCCCAGAGACCAAAAGUACCUGAAGGGGUUGUUCCAGCAGAUCGGCCACGGCGUGUCCGACGAAGACUUCGAGCUGAUCUGGAAGCAGGCAACGCAGAGCGUGAGGUACACACCAGUAGGACAAGCUAGUAUCGCCGACUACCGCGACGCACUCAACGACUUCCUUGGAGCUCAGGAAAGAGGUCCUGCAGCGCUGCAGCAGUGGCAGAGUCGCGUACAGGCCCUGUAG
This is a messenger RNA of Phytophthora sojae, 1062 nucleotides long. RefSeq lists its product as hypothetical. NCBI's taxonomy places the organism in Eukaryota, Oomycota, Peronosporomycetes, Peronosporales, Peronosporaceae. The transcript has a single exon. Bases 1 to 1062 code for a protein of 353 amino acids. The record is from RefSeq and is a predicted model, not a curated record.